Molecule: messenger RNA, 3435 nt
Organism: Guillardia theta CCMP2712
Lineage: Eukaryota; Cryptophyceae; Pyrenomonadales; Geminigeraceae
Gene: Smc2
Product: condensin subunit, structural maintenance of chromosome protein 2, SMC2
Exons: 18
Coding region: 1-3435 (1144 amino acids)
Biological process (GO): chromosome organization
Cellular component (GO): chromosome
Molecular function (GO): protein binding; ATP hydrolysis activity; ATP binding
Source: RefSeq, a predicted model, not a curated record
AUGCACAUUCAAGAAAUCAUUAUCGAUGGUUUCAAAUCAUACGCCAAGCGAACCGUUAUUCAGGGCUUCGACCCCAUGUUCAACGCCAUUACUGGUUUGAAUGGAAGUGGAAAGUCAAACAUUCUUGAUUCUAUCUGCUUUGUUCUUGGCAUCUCGAGGCUGGAGCAGGUGCGAGCAGGAUCACUACAGGAGUUGGUGUACAAGCAGGGGCAGGCCGGAGUAACCAAGGCGACAGUAACGAUCGUGUUCGACAACAAAGACAAGAAGGGAUCUCCUGUUGGAUAUGAAUCCUACGAUGAGAUUGCUGUCUGUAGACAGGUGGCCAUCGGCGGUCGCAACAAGUACCUUAUCAACGGUCAUGUUGCCCAACAAAACAAAGUACAAAACUUGUUUCACUCUGUCCAAUUGAAUAUCAACAACCCACAUUUCCUGAUCAUGCAGGGAAGGAUCACUAAGGUGAUCAACAUGUCUCCACAAGAGAUUCUCGGGUUGAUUGCGGAGGCUGCUGGAACCAAGAUGUAUGAGAGCAAGAAGGAGGCGGCCUUGAAAACCAUCGAAAAGAAAGAGACUAAACUCGAAGAAAUUCAAAGGAUUUUGAAGGAAGACAUCACCCCAACCUUGGAGAAGUUGCGGACAGAACGUGCUGCAUAUAUCCAAUGGACUUCUGGCAAUACAGAGCGCGAGAGGUUGGAACGAUUUUGUACAGCAUGGGAAUUCACUCAGGCAGAGAACCUGACGAGAAAAGCUGCUGAUGAGAUGUUGCAAAUGGAAGCAGACAAGAAGGACAUGGAGAAGAAGUGCAAGGACUUGUCUGCAGAGAUUGCUGAAAAGGAAGAAAUCGUCAAGUCUCUGCAGCGAGCCAAGGCAAAUGAGAUGGGAGGAGAAAUGAAGGAGCUGGAGGCCAAGUCGAAUGAGCUGAGCAAAGCGCUAGUCAAGGCAACCACUACCUGGCAGCACAGCAAGGAAAACCUUGACAGCGAGAAGAAAGCCGUGGACAAGACUCGCAAACAGCACAAAGAUCUUCAGAAAGUGCUGGAUUCGAACAAAGCCAAAGUCUCCAAGGCCGAAAAGAGUGUGCAGGAUAUCACCGAGCAAGUCGCUGGCUGCCAAGGCAAGUUGACAGACCUACAAAGGCAGAAGCAGGGCCUGCAAGCUGGAUGCGAUGCAGACAGCAAGGAGGGCGAGAAGUCUCUUGCUGACCAGCUGAAGGAUGCCAAGACCCACUUGUCGCAGCGUCAGAAGGGAGCGAAGAACGCAGGAAAGGAAUACGAGCAGCUACAGCACCUGCUAGAAAGCAAGGGAGGUUCUGAUUGUUUCUCACAGGACGAGCUCAAGGCUCAGAUCUCCUUAGAGGAAGCAGCUGUAAGAAAGCUUCAGGAGGAAGUUGAUGCUCUCUCCGCCCAGAUAAGCAACUUUGAUGUUCAGUACACCUCUCCUUCCUCCUCCUUUGAUCGAUCAAAAGUCAAGGGCAUUGUAGCAUCCCUGGUCAAACUCAAGGACAAGUCGACCGCGACUGCCAUCGAGGUUGCCGCAGGCGCCAAGUUGUAUCAGUUGGUUGUUAAGGAUGAAGAGACUGGCAAGCAGAUCUUAAAGAAUGGGCAGCUCAAGAAGAGGGUCACUAUUAUCCCCCUCAACAAGAUUCAGGCCUCUACUGUUCCAGACAGCAUUCUCAAGACGGCUUCGAAGAGUUUGGGACCCGAGAGAGCCAGGUUGGCCCUGGAAUUCGUGGGCUACGACGACGAGGUGGAGGCUGCGAUGAAGUACGUACUCGGGAAGACGAUGGUCUGCAAGGACGUCGAGGCUGCCAAGUCGUGCGCUUUCAACGAAGGCAUCAGGGUGAAGUCCGUGACCCUGGAGGGUGACCUCUUCGACCCUGCCGGGACCCUCACUGGAGGGACGCGCGCACCUACCUCCUCCUCGAUCUUGACCAGAUUCGGUCAGCCUACGAGGAGCCCUUGGGUUGCGUUGACGUUGGGUGCAGGUGAUCUGCUCGACAAGAAGGAGGAGCUGGAGCAGAGGGAGAAGAAGCUCAAGGCCCUCAAGGCACAAGUAAAGGCCCCGUGUGAGGCGAUGUCCUCCGAUGUGAGCAUGGCAAGUCAACCCCUUGACCAUUCUCAUCAGGCUGCUGAAGAGCUGCGAUCUAUGGAGGAGGAGGUCAACGCCGGCGACCAGAAGAUUGCAGAGAAGACGAAGGAGAAGGAAGAGGCAUCAGCCCUUGUGAAGCGCCUGGAGAAACAGAUCCAGGAGUACUCCAAGUCGUGGGACAAGCUGCUGGCAGCCAAGGAGAAGGAGAUUGCCGAGACCAAGGAGCUCCUCACACAGCUCAACGCCAAGUUGAAGGCGACGCGUGAAGAGAACGAGAGCAUCUUGCUGGAUUCUCAAGCGAGUGCCGAAGAAUUGAAGACCAUCGAAGAGCAGAUAGCUGCUGGAGAGGAGGUCGUGGCGAAGUGCGAGGAGGAAGUCGCCGCUCUUGAGCAGACAGUGACAGCCAAGCGAAGCGCGUUCGACGAGGCCGAGGCGGAGCUCAAGGAGAGGAGGGAUGCGAUCAAGCAGGCCGACAAAGACAUCCAGGAAGCUAGCAAGGAGUGCGAAAAGACCGAGAAGAAGCUGGAGGAGCAGAAGAUCGCGAUCAAGAAGCUCGAGCAUCAGAUUGCCCGGUUCGACAAGGACUCGCUGGAGGCCAAGAAAGCCGUUGAACACUUCCUGCGCGUGCACUCGUGGAUCUCGACUGAGCGAGCUCAGUUCGGCAAGGCUGGAGGAGACUACGACUUCAAGGCUAACGACCCCAAGAAAGCCCAGGAGAGAAUGAAGGAGCUGGUGGAACAGCAUGAGAAGCUCGGCAAGAAGAUCAACAAGAAAGUGAUGGGCAUGUUCGAGAAGGCGGAGCAGGAGUACCAGGAAGUGAUGGAGAAAAAGAGGAUCGUCGAGAACGACAAGAGGAAGAUCGAGAUGGUGAUGGAGGAGCUCGACGAGAAGAAGAAUCAGGCGCUAAAGACCACCUGGACUAAGGUCAAUCGCGACUUCAGCUCCAUCUUCCAGACCCUACUCCCCAAUGCCCGCGCCAAGCUUGAACCUCCCGAGGGCGGAAGCGUUCUUGACGGCCUCGUCCUGCGUGUUGGGUUCGGUGACUGCUGGAAGGAGUCUCUGAGCGAGCUGAGCGGAGGACAGAGGUCUCUCCUUGCCCUCUCUCUCAUCCUCGCCCUCCUCCUCUUCAAGCCAGCUCCGAUGUACAUCCUCGACGAGAUCGAUGCCGCUCUUGACUUGAGCCACACGCAAAACAUCGGACACAUGCUCAAGACGCACUUCAAGAACUCUCAGUUCAUCAUUGUCUCGCUCAAGGAGGGCAUGUUCAACAACGCUAACGUGCUCUUCCGCACCAAGUUCGUCGAUGGUGUUAGCACCGUCACAAGAACGACUCCAGGACAGAAGGCGUGA